AGCGGUUAAUUGUGAAUGGCUACCACCAUUAAACGUGGCGGUGGCGAGUUUUCUAUCAUAAGUUAGGUUAUAUAUCGUAUGCAUCAAAUCAUACAAUUAUUUAUAAGCUAGUUUUUUAAGGAAAAAACACUUAAAUUUAGUGAAUUUGCAGUGCGAAAUCUUUAAAAAACCACAGACGAACACUUAGCACAAACGAAAGUUACGUGUAAACGUCGUGGCUUUUGUUUAAUUAUUUGAAAUAUAAUAAUAAAGAAAAACAACAAAAAAACAAAAAAAAAACUUUGGCAACUGAAUCCAAUCCCAAAACACGCAACAACAACAGCAGCAACAACCACAACUUGUGUAAAAAUCAAAGUGCAAACAAGAAGCAGAAGUAGCAACAACAACAACAAAAAUAAAAACAGCGACCGAUAAUAAAUUCAGUCCCACAAGUGUAAUAUAAACAGCAGCAAAAUUACGUCAAUUAUUGAAAACCUACCCGGCGCAAUAGCUCACAAUCACCAGAACAACAUCAUGGAAGAGGACGAAAGGGGUAAACUGUUCGUUGGCGGCCUGUCGUGGGAGACAACGCAGGAAAAUCUCUCCCGCUACUUUUGCCGCUUCGGCGACAUCAUAGAUUGUGUCGUCAUGAAGAACAAUGAGAGCGGCAGAUCGCGCGGCUUUGGCUUUGUCACCUUCGCCGAUCCGGCGAACGUCAAUCAUGUGCUCCAAAAUGGACCGCACACGCUCGACGGUCGUACCAUCGAUCCCAAGCCGUGCAAUCCUCGUACGCUGCAGAAGCCGAAAAAGGGCGGCGGUUACAAGGUGUUCCUCGGCGGUCUGCCAUCGAACGUGACGGAGACCGAUCUGCGCACCUUCUUUGGUCGUUACGGCAAGGUGACCGAGGUGGUCAUCAUGUACGACCAGGAGAAGAAGAAAUCACGUGGAUUUGGCUUCUUAUCCUUCGAGGAGGAGUCCUCCGUGGAGCAUGUCACCAACGAGCGUUACAUUAACCUGAAUGGCAAACAGGUGGAAAUUAAGAAGGCGGAGCCACGCGACGGUUCAGGUGGGCAGAACUCUAACAACAGUGCUGUGGGUGGUGCCUAUGGCAAGCUGGGAAAUGAGUGCAGCCACUGGGGACCGCAUCAUGCGCCCAUCAACAUGAUGCAGGGCCAGAACGGCCAGAUGGGAGGUCCCCCGUUGAAUAUGCCAAUUGGUGCGCCCAAUAUGAUGCCCGGCUACCAAGGCUGGGGCACUUCGCCGCAGCAGCAGGGCUAUGGCUAUGGCAACAGCGGCCCGGGCUCGUACCAGGGUUGGGGCGCACCACCUGGCCCCCAGGGACCACCGCCACAAUGGUCGAACUAUGCCGGGCCACAGCAGACCCAGGGCUACGGCGGCUACGACAUGUACAACUCGACGUCGACGGGUGCCCCGUCGGGUCCGUCGGGCGGUGGCAGCUGGAACUCGUGGAACGUGCCACCAAAUUCAGCUGGGCCAACUGGAGCACCGGGUGCUGGCGCUGGCACCGCCACGGAUAUGUAUUCGCGUGCUCAGACCUGGGCAGCGGGCGGUCCAUCGACAACUGGACCCGUUGGCGGCAUGCCGCGCACCGGACCCGGCAACUCGGCCUCCAAAUCGGGCUCCGAGUACGAUUAUGGCGGCUACGGCUCCGGCUACGAUUACGAUUAUAGCAAUUAUGUCAAGCAGGAGGGCGCCUCGAACUAUGGCGCCGGUCCGCGGUCAGCGUACGGCAACGACAGCUCCACACAGCCGCCGUAUGCCGCCUCGCAGGCCGUCUAAGGAGCCAGCCAGCGAAACAGAGAGAUCGAGAGAGCGAGAAGGAGAGAGAGAGAGAGAAGCGCGCGCGUGUUGUCGUCUCUCCUGUCUGUCGUCCUGCGGCCCCCCUCGAACCGAAAGAGGUGAAUGAUGAAGACAAAAAGAUGGUGGUAAUUGUAAGCUAAAGCGUCGUCUGUUCGUUUCAUAAUUUUUAAAUGAUAUUUUUUAAUUGAGAUCAGAUGUUGAAAUUAAUUAAUGUAAACUCUUGUGUACCCACAACAAAAUAAUUUAAAAAAUCAUAAUUUAACACCCACACACACACACUCACACACAUACACAUACUACACACACAUAAAUCACAUGCAAAUCCCCAAAAAGAGAGAGAGACAAGUGCAUAAAUUUGGCGACAAGGCGCAGCAGCUGCCAAGGUGGCUCAUACAGGAAGAGAUGUUAAGAUGUACAUAUAGAAGCUAUAUAUACAGAUCAGAUGUACAGAUCAGAUCCGGCUCGCCUUAGCUACUGUGUAUUUUUGCACGAUUUGUCCGAGAACAGAAAACGGGGAUAAUUAUUAUAUAUAUAUAUAUAGCAUGGACAUUUA
Molecule: messenger RNA, 2353 nt
Organism: Drosophila grimshawi
Lineage: Eukaryota; Metazoa; Arthropoda; Insecta; Diptera; Drosophilidae
Gene: Hrb27C
Product: heterogeneous nuclear ribonucleoprotein 27C
Exons: 3
Coding region: 514-1779 (421 amino acids)
Molecular function (GO): RNA binding
Source: RefSeq, a predicted model, not a curated record